This is a messenger RNA of Spodoptera litura, 1687 nucleotides long. It is a transcript of the gene Rab40, whose product is annotated as RAS oncogene family member Rab40. The record is from RefSeq and is a predicted model, not a curated record. Gene Ontology annotation, molecular function: GTPase activity; GTP binding. Gene Ontology annotation, biological process: intracellular signal transduction. NCBI's taxonomy places the organism in Eukaryota, Metazoa, Arthropoda, Insecta, Lepidoptera, Noctuidae.
UAAGGCUGUUGUCAUUCAUUCAAAAUCAUUCAUAUUUCGUGAAAAUUGGGUUGUUUUUGUGUCGAUAUCGUAAUUAAACGUAAUUGAGAAAGCAAUUAUUAGGUGAAAAUAUAAUGUUAAAACCGUUUAGACUGAGGAUAGAUCGAAAGAAAUAAGUAAAAUUUGUUGCAAGCACUAUUAUGCGGCGACCUUGCUUAUAAGCACGUAUGUUAUUUUACUUGGCAGAUUGAAGAAAAAGUGGAUUAUUUCUUGUUUUGAUAAACAGAUUAUUGUUCGUAAUUCUAAUGACUAUGAAUGUUUUGUGAAAGUUUACCUUGAUGGAUUACCAAAAGGGCUAAAUUCAGCAGUAUUAUGUAUAAACUUGUGUAUGGAUUAGACCACCUGGAGAUCAGGCGAGUAACUCCGAACUCACCAUGACUAUGUAUCCUUCAUCUGGAAUGGUAGCGACCCCACAACAAGGGACUAGUCCAAUCACUCAAAAUGGAAGUACUACAUUACCUCGGUCACAUCAUCAAAGGACAGGACGGCCACCUGCAGCUCCUAAAUCCUAUGACUACUUACUAAAGGUACUAUUGGUUGGAGACUCAGAUGUAGGUAAACAAGAAAUCCUUCAGGAUCUUGAGGAUGGCUCGGCUGACUCACCAUUUUGUAGUGGCAGUGCCUACAAAACGACAACAAUCCUGUUGGAUGGAAAGAGAGUGAAACUUCAGCUAUGGGAUACUUCAGGACAGGGGCGAUUCUGUACCAUAAUACGAUCUUACUCCCGGGGGGCGCAAGGCAUUCUUCUUGUUUAUGACAUCACCAACAAGUGGUCUUUUGACAGCAUUGACAGGUGGCUUGAAGAAGUCGAAAAGCAUGCACCAGGAGUUCCGAAGGUUCUCGUGGGUAAUCGUUUACACCUCGCUUUCAAACGACAAGUACAGGAACGGGACGCGGAACUAUAUGCCGCCAAGAACCACAUGGCGUUUUUUGAAGUGAGCCCCUUGUGUGACUUCAACAUCAGAGAGAGUUUCUGUGAACUGUCGCGGAUGGCGCUACAUCGAAAUGGCAUGGAGAGACUAUGGAGAAGCAAUAAAGUACUCAGCCUCCAAGAGCUAUGUUGCCGUGCAAUAGUAGCACGUACAUCGGUGUACGGGUUGGAGAGGCUCCCUUUGCCGACGGCGCUGAAGUCCCACCUUAAGUCGUACGCGAUCUCCGCCGCGCCCAGUCGGCAUCGAGCGCGAGCACAUAAACACUCGCAUCACACGCGACUCAACUGUACCGGCCGUAACUCCUGCAACAUCGCCUGAGACUCCCGACUGAUCGCCGGAACUGCGACGCCUAUCACAUAUGACUUUAUAAUUGUGGCUAACUCUUCAUCGAUAUUGGCAACCAUUCAAAUCAUUUUGUUACACUACUAAAUCAUAACAUUUCCCACUCAGUAUUUUUAUAGUAGUCCCUAAUCGCUAAUCUUUCUUGUAAUGUAAAGAUUACUCUAUCCACCUAGUGUUUUCUAGAUAAAUACUUACAGUCGCAAGUGAUGAUCCUGCCAAUAAUUUACUUACGAAUCUCAUGUUAAAAGAGACACGAAGAUGUUAGGAAUCGACGCCACAUUUACGAUAAUCUGUUUUGACUGCCAACGGUAAUCAUUAAGAAUAUAAAUAGAGAUGAUAGAACAUAGAGUUGUCCUAAAAAUUGUCACGAAGUU